AUGUUUGGAGUUUAUCAGUCUCAGGCCAACACAAAAAAAAUCGCCAGAAUAUAUGGUUAUAUGUCUCCAGAAUAUGUGAUGCGUGGCCAUUUCUUCAUGAAAUGUGAUGUCUAUAGAUUUGGAGUUAUGCUAUUGGAGAUUAUAAGUGGCAAAAGGAAUAGCAUCUUCUACCGCAUUGAUGAUUCUGCUAGCAACUUGGUCACACAUACCUGGAGGCUUUGGAGAAACGGGUCACCAUUAGAACUUUUGGAUCCGACAUUAGAAGAGAAUUUUGAGAGUGACGAGGUUAUUAAAUGCAUCCAUAUUGCAUUUUUAUGUGUUCAAGAAAACCCUGCAGAUCUUCCAAUUUUUCCAGAAAUCAUCUUUAUGGUCACUAGAAGCAAAACCACUUUAUCUGUGCCUCAAGCGCCCGGAUUUUUCUUCUCAAGCAUGCAUGAUUUUGCCUCAGUCUAUAAGCAGUUCUGUUCCAGGUUUCAUCAAUAA
Molecule: messenger RNA, 483 nt
Organism: Eruca vesicaria subsp. sativa (arugula)
Lineage: Eukaryota; Viridiplantae; Streptophyta; Magnoliopsida; Brassicales; Brassicaceae
Source: the annotation of a GenBank genome assembly